UUCCGGGUUUUUUUCCGUUUACGUUCCGACCAUUAGAAUUUACAGAUUUUCACUUCCGGGACGUUCAACCAUUUUACGCAGGAAAAUUCAUAACAAGCCAUUCAUCAUAGUAUAACAGAAAGGAGAGCGACCAUGUAUUAAUUCUAUUCAACUAGUUACGUUAAUUAAUGAGUUAUGUCAUCAGAUACAGAGUCAGAAUGUCAAGAAGAACAGCUGUCAUUGGCAGAACUGUCAAAAUGGAAAGUUCCGGAAUUAAAGGAUUGGUUGGAAAAGCGAAAGUUAAAGAAAUCAGGUCUAAAGGAUACAUUAGUCAAACGUGUAUAUAGGGCAAUGUCAAAUGAGGACUCAGACUUUUCAGAAGAAGAAAGUUUUCCAGUUAUUCCAAUUGAUUUAGUUUCAAAUCCAUGGAAACCACUAGACUUUACUGAUAUUCCAGAAAUAUCCAUUAAAGAUGUUGACAGCUAUUUCAUGUACCACAAAAAUCCCACAACUGGGGAGAGUACCAAUUUUGAAAGGCAAAUGAAAAAGGCAAAAAGAUUGUGCAACGAAGGAUUCAUAAGAGACAUUGAAUAUAAUCCUAUUAAUCAAGGAUCAGAACAUAAUUAUUUUAGGAGUAAAUGUAUGCCUUCUAUGAGACAAAUUGUACAAGUCGGAGACACUGGAAAUACUGCAAAGUACUAUUCACUGCAUAUAAGUACCAUCAAAGUCACUGGCCUAAUUGUUAGUGCUUUUUGUAACUGUAAAGCAGGGGGAGCAGGGUUAUGUGCACACGUAGGUGCACUUCUGUACACACUUGUUAAGACAAAAGAUGCAUGUACAUCUAAUGCAUGUGGAUGGGAUAGACCUAGGCCACUACAAAGAAAACCAAGUCCAAAACGAGUGUGUGACAUUAAAUUUGUUAAAACUGAAAAAGAACAAAAAGCUGAAAAAAUAAAACCAUACCCUGGAGUAUAUCAAGCUGGACCUUGUAAAGAAGAAGGCAAUUUAUUCUUGCAUGAUAUAUUAGAUGGACUAAAGGAUGUGUACCCCGAGUGUGUACUUUAUCAGACUUUGCGGCCGGAACAUGCAAACAUUGAUACAUUUUUAGAUCUAUUUCAAACCAAUUUUACUUAUAUGGAUAAUGUUAUUAUCAAAUCAGCAGAAUGUUUAAACGUAUUUGAAGCGUUUGUUAACAGCUUGAUGGUCACUUCCAACAUUAGUGAGAAUUUAGAGAAAGCUACAAGGGGUCAGCAUUUUAAUGUAAAUUGGAAGAAGGCCAGAAGUGUAUUAAUUACAGCUUCAGUAAUGGGGGAAGUUGUCAAGCGUAAAAAACUUGAGCCUGAUAACUUGGUGAAAAAAUUGUGUGGGUACAUUACGAUACCAGAUGCAGUGAAAAGUCUUCAAUAUGGGCGCAAAAAUGAAGCUGUUGCAAUUGGGGAUUAUACAAGGUCACACUUGAAAACUUGUGAUGAUGUCCGUAUCGAAUCAUGUGGACUGUUAGUAAAUCCCACCUAUCCCUAUCUUGGUGCAAGUAUUGAUGGUCUAGUGGUAUGUUCUAAGUGUGGAACUGGCAUUGUUGAAGUGAAGUGUCCUUAUGGCUCUGAUGUUAAUGACAAACCUUGGAGAAAUAUGCUUCCCAUUGAAUGUGGCAAGGACAAAAAAUUCUUUUGUACAGAGAGAGACUCUAAGCUUUAUCUUGAUGAAAAUCACAAUUAUAUGUAUCAAGUACAAGGUCAGCUAGCACUGUAUGAACUAGAUUGGGCAGAUUUUGUUGUUUGGACAAAGAAAGGGAUAAAUGUUCAAAGAAUAAACUUUUCACAAACUCUUUGGGAUGAAAUGUUACCCAAGUUAAAGAACUUCUAUGUAAGUGGAAUUGUUCCAGAACUUUUUACAAGAAGAGUAAGGAGAGGAAAGUCUCUUUAUUAGAAUAUUAAACCCAAGUCAGAUUUUUACUUUAAAUGUUUGAUUGAUCCUUCA
Mytilus californianus (California mussel) is the source of this 1956-nucleotide messenger RNA. RefSeq lists its product as uncharacterized. Lineage: Eukaryota; Metazoa; Mollusca; Bivalvia; Mytilida; Mytilidae. The record is from RefSeq and is a predicted model, not a curated record. The transcript has 2 exons. Bases 175 to 1905 code for a protein of 576 amino acids. Gene Ontology annotation, molecular function: zinc ion binding.